Messenger RNA from Mytilus trossulus (common blue mussel), 924 nucleotides. Its product is annotated as kyphoscoliosis peptidase-like. The coding region runs from base 253 to 900 and encodes 215 amino acids. Gene Ontology annotation, cellular component: cytoplasm. NCBI's taxonomy places the organism in Eukaryota, Metazoa, Mollusca, Bivalvia, Mytilida, Mytilidae. The record is from RefSeq and is a predicted model, not a curated record. The transcript is spliced from 5 exons.
AUUAAAUAUUUCUUUGAUAGAUUUAUGAUAAGGUGUUUCAGAAUAAGAUUUGAUUUAAUCCGGGUGAUGUAGGUAUACUUUGUAAAUACGUAAAUGAAGACACCAUAAAUCUUAUAUACAAAGUUGGUCCUAUUAGAUAAGAUUUUUCAAUUUGAUUUCAUAUAUACUUGAGGUAUGUAAUUGUCAUUGGAUUUAUCAACAAGGAUUUCAUGUUGUUUUUAGAGACGGGAUAUUGACUCCAUAGCAAUUGAAAUGCAAACAACGUCAUCAGUUAAUAUUAUAAAGAAGAUAAUGGGUUGUGGAACUUCUAUUAACUCUGUUGUGCCUUUACAAUACUUCGAAAACGCCAACGGAAGUGCAUUGAGGAUUAACUGUCCUGGAAGCGACAUUUUAGAUUAUGUAACAGCAGACGAGAUUAAAGAGGCUGAUGAACGGGUUGAACAGCUGAGUCCUUCCGAAACAUCUAUAGAUAUUUUGUCAGAAAAUCUGUGCCAAAAUACCAAGAACAAAGUAAUAUGUGUGAGGUUAUUCUUCAAAUGGAUUGUGAACAAUAUAAGAUAUGAUCCAACUUCUCAAUGUACGGACGUCAACAGCAUACUUAACAGCAAAAGAGGCUCAUCAGAGGGAUUUGCUAAUUUAUUUGAACAAAUGUGCAGUUUUAAAAACAUAAAGGUGAUACGACUUAACAGUUGUAUGAAAAGUUACAGUUUUAUCUUGGAUUAUGAAAAACUUGACAACAAAUAUAAUGUGCACGUGUGGAAUGCUGUUCUCAUAGACAAUGUUUAUCAUCACGUGGACUGCACGUGGGGUGCGCUUCCGGUUAGUGACCAGAAAUAUGGUACUGAUAGUACAGAACAAUUCUUUUUUACAUCUACGGAUGUUAUUGGAGAUCUUUGUUAACAAAAAUAAAUGAAACUGAGCAUA